This is a messenger RNA of Ruditapes philippinarum (Manila clam), 3688 nucleotides long. RefSeq names its product RWD domain-containing protein 2B-like. Gene Ontology annotation, molecular function: protein binding. NCBI's taxonomy places the organism in Eukaryota, Metazoa, Mollusca, Bivalvia, Venerida, Veneridae. The record is from RefSeq and is a predicted model, not a curated record. Bases 58 to 993 code for a protein of 311 amino acids. The transcript has 2 exons.
UAUUCAUCCAUUCUUGCAGCAAACCAUCCAUUCUUGCAGCAAACCCAAAUAAAAGUGAUGGACAAACCUAACACAGAAAUCGAAGAUGUAGACGAGGAUAUGGAAGAAUCUGGUGUGAAUGUUUUAGAUAUGCUAGAGCUACAAUUGUCCGAGUAUGAAAUGUUACAAAGUAUGUUCUCAAACGCAGGGGAGAUCAAACUUGAUGACGCUACAGCUCUUGUAAAGAUAAAAGCAUUUGUAGAAGGAAAGAUAAAAUACGAGUAUUUGCAUUCAAGACUUGGUUUUGCAAUAAAAAUAGCACCUGAAGAUAGUGAGGUAACCAUGGAGCUAGUUUGCCAACUUCCUCAUGAGUACCCGAGUGUUGCCCCUGUUGUUUUCACAAGAGCUCCGAAAAUGAGUCGCAGUGACCACAGAAGAUUGAAUGAAGACUUGCAGAAUUUUAUUGUCAGUAUUGAACGUGGUGAAAUAUGUUUAUAUAGCGUAAUAGAGUGGAUACAAGAAAACCUUCAUAAAUAUAACACUGAAUCUGAUGUUAGUGAAAGCUCGCAAAAACCUCAAGUUGAGGAAGAUACAAUAUUUACGAGGCUGUGGAUUUAUAGUCACCAUAUUUAUAGUAAGUUUAAAAGACGUGAUAUUAUAGACUGGGCGGAAGAGUUGAAAUUGACUGGUUUUAGUUUACCAGGCAAGCCUGGUGUUGCUUGUGUUGAAGGUUACAGCAGACCUGUUGAUGAAUACUGGCAUAGACUGAGACGAUUAAAUUGGAAACGACUCAUGGUUAAGGAAAAGGAAGAAACUGAUAUCGGAAAUGAUGAUUUAAGUAAACAUAGAAAGUUCGCCAACUUUGAGGAGAAAGUGUUUGAUGUCCGUGGUGGUAAGGGACGUGAAUAUCACAUGGACUUAGGAAAAUUUUACGAAUUUUUAGAAAGUCAUGGAUCUGGACACAUAUUCCAAAUGUACUUUGGUGUAGAAGGGAAGAAUUCCUCUGUCUCAUGACAAAUAGUUGUGUACUAUUGUUUGUAAUUUUUUAUCAUGCAAUGUAUAAAACUCACAAAUAAUAUAUUAUCAUAUCUAGAUAACCAAAUAUAUUAUGCCUUCAAGUAAAUUACAUAUAAUCAAUUCAGCUUGAGAUGUUAAAAAUCACAUUAUUUUGUUACUUUAUAUGUCUGAUAGAGAUAAAGACAGAGUUGAUAUGACAAGGGUAUCUCAUUGAUUUAUCAGGGAAAUUUUGUUUGUUUGUUUUGGGUUUCAAGUCCUCAUAUAGUGAAUUACCAGCUUUACUUGUGAAUCUCAUACCGGAGUAGAACCACUGACAUUCUGCAAGCUGGAUAACUUCCUCACAUGAGGGAAUUCAAAGUUGCAGGUGGGAUUGGAACCAAUAGCUGUCUGUGGCAAGUCGAUGAAAGUCAACAAUCCAAAACCACUUGGUCAUAGAAGCCGUCCAUUCAGGCAUACAUUGUAUAUAUCAGGAAUGUAUCUGUAUGACAUUUAUUGUGAACAUUUGAUGUAUAAAGAUUCUCGACUGGUUAUAUGGCCACAUAUAAAUGGUGGUUUGCAAUAUUACCCUUGUCAAGUGGCUCAGGUUAUAUAUGCAAACAACCAUUUAUAUAGUGCCAUAUAACCUUUGCCAUAUAAUAUAUUACAAUACGGCAAACUUCCUUUAUUAGAGAAAAAAAAGAAAGAUUGGUCAAGUAGCAAGCACUCCGUAAUAUCUGUCACAAAUCUUUAAUGGAAAAUAAUAUGGACAAGACUAUCAUUUUUAGGGAAAAUUUUUCAAAAAUGUACUGACUAAAUAGCAAACAGUGAGGACUGUGAGGAUGUCCCCAUUUUCCAUGAUCUGCACUGUUUGGAUUGGUAGAUUCAGCCCCCAUGGUCACUAAGAUUUAACAAUCAGGAUAAAAACUUGAAUAUUUUCCUUUUUUGUUGUUUUUUUGGCCCAUUUAUUUAUGAAAAAUAAUACGAGAAUACAAACCAUGAUAACUUUAGCAUUUACAUUGAUAUGUAGAUAACUAAAAAAAAAUUUGUUUUGUUAUGUUUUUUGUCGGGUAUUAUAUCAGAAUAUAUAAGACAUUUUAAAGUUAAGAGGUCCUUUCAUUUACACAAUUACACAAGAAAAGGGGCAAAAAUGAUGAAAAGAAAAGAGUAAAUAAACUGCUUUGGUAACAUUUUUCUCUGCAUGUACUAUUUAGAUGUCAAACAAUUCAAUUAGAUUUAUCCAGCAAUUUUCAAAUUCUUCUAAUUUAUCAUUUUGUUACGCAAUAAUUCUUUCAAUUUUUAAUCUGUUUAAAAAUUUUUCCAUUGAUUAUCCUCAUAUAUAAAAUAUUGUAUAUUAACUUGAUAAAUUUGAAAUUAAAAUAGCAUGCUUAUAAUAUUUUAGAAUAAACUUGUUGUUAUUUUACAAGAUAUUGGCAUUAUACAUUUGAUUCAAAUAUUGAUUGAUCUUUAUUUUGAUUUGAUUGUUUUUGUAUGCAUGUAUUUGUUAUGUUUUUGGUCAGUUUUAUUAGCUCACCUGUCACUUUGUGACAGGGUGAGCUUUUGUGAUCGCUUUUCGUCCGGCGUCUGUCCGUCCGUAAACUUUUACUUUAAAUGACAUAUCCUCAUAAACCACUAAGCCAAUUUCAUCCAAACUUCACAGGAAUGUUCCUUUGGUGGUCACCUUUGAAAAUUGUUCAAAGAAUUAAAUUCCAUGCAGAACUCUGGUUGCCAUGGCAACCAAAAGAAAAAACUUUAAAUAUCUUCUUCUAAAAAACCCAAGGGGGUCAUUGAUUUUCCCUAUAUGUAUAUAGUAAAAACUUAAAAAAUCUUCUUUUAAAGAACCCAAAGAGCUAGAGCUAAGAUAUUUAGCAUGAAACAUCUUCUAGUGGAUGUCUACCAAUUUUGGUCAAAUAAGAGCCCUUGGGUCAAAAUUGGCCCCGCCCCGGGGGACAUUGAUUUUCCUUAUAUGUGUAUAGCAAAAGCUUAAAAAUCUUCUUCGAAAAAACCCAAAUAGCUAGAGUUUAGAUAUUAAGCAUGAAACAUCUUCUAGUAAGUGUCUACAAAGAUUGUUCAAAUAAAAGGCCUGGAGUCAAAACUGGCCCUGCACCAGGGGUGUCAUUGUUUUUAAAUAUAUGUGUAAAGAAAAAACUUAAAAAAUCUUCUUUUGAAAAACCCAACGAGCUAGACCUCAGAUGUUUAGCACGAAACAUCUUCUAAUGGGUGUCUACCAAGUUUGUUCAAAUAAAAGCCCUGGGGUUUAAACUGGCCCCGCUCCGGGGGGCCUAUAUACAGGUGAGUGACUUCAGGGCCAUCAUGGCCCUCUUGUCUUAAGAUAGGGUUGUUUCUUUGCAAAUCAGCAAUUUUGUUUAUAUUUUGUUUAAUUUGUACCAUUUAAUUUUCGCAAAAUACAAUCAAUUUUAAUUUUUUAAAACAAUCAAUUUUAGUUUUAUAGAACAAUCUUUUCUAAGUGAACAUAGGGUCAGGUGUCUACAGCAAGGUGAAGGUUAAAGCAGCAUUUCUUAAGUAUGGAAAAUUGCAUCACUGGCAAACAAUUGUAAUUUUGACAGAAAACAAAAGCAAAUAAAAAUAAGAAAAAAACUACAAAAGAAAUACCAAAGCCUUGCUUAGUUAACUAUUUUUGGCACAUACUUCACCCAAUAAUUUGUGUUAUUGACUUGCCUAGUUUGAAUUUGGACCAGUUCAUUUCAGAGAACAA